This is a messenger RNA of Aegilops tauschii subsp. strangulata, 819 nucleotides long. Lineage: Eukaryota; Viridiplantae; Streptophyta; Magnoliopsida; Poales; Poaceae. The record is from RefSeq and is a predicted model, not a curated record.
AUGGCUGCAAUUGUAGCAGAGGAAGAAGAAGCCCGGCCGGAUGCUCCACGACAUGGAGGUUCACAACCGGGACGUCAAUCUCUUCAGCACGAUUUUGCAGAACGCUUUCAGAACCUCCACAAGGACUAUUUUGCAGAGAACCCCACCUUCAAGGCAAGGAUGUUUCGCAAUAGGUAUAUAAUGCAUCGUCCUCUUUUUCUGCCCGUAGCAAGUGCUAUAGAGGCACAUGAUAGCUAUUUUUCUCUGAGAAGAAAUAGUGCUGGUGUUCCUGGUUUACAUCCUUAUCAAAAAUUGACCUCAGUAUUUCGAAUCCUAGCUUACGGGAUAGCAGCUGAUCUUACUGAUGAGUAUUGUCGGCUAGCAAAGUCCACCGCUUUAGAAAAUCUUAGAAGAUUUGUGCAUGCUGUGAUCGAGGUCUUUGGGGGUCAGUACCUGAGAUCUCCAAAUGCUGAAGAUACUGCUAGAUUACUUGCAAUUGGAGAGCAAAGCGGGUUUCCGGGAUCUCAUAAUGAUAUAAAUGUUCUCCAUCGUUCACCCGUGCUUCCAAAUCUAGUUGAAGGGCAUGCUCCAGAAGUGAAUUAUACCAUCAAUGGUCACAACUACAACACGGGGUAUUACCUUGCAGAUGGCAUAUAUCCGCAGUGGGCAACAUUUGUGAAACAAUUCCAAACCCAAAAGGUGAGAAGCACAAAAAUUUCUCCUGGUUUCAGGAAGCAUGUCGGAAGGAUGUCGAACGAGCCUUUGGUGUUCUGCAAGCUCGCUUUGCUAUUGUACGUGGACCGGCAAGGUAUCGGGAUCUGGAGACACUCAGAGAAGUGA